Molecule: messenger RNA, 395 nt
Organism: Bursaphelenchus okinawaensis
Lineage: Eukaryota; Metazoa; Nematoda; Chromadorea; Rhabditida; Aphelenchoididae
Source: the annotation of a GenBank genome assembly
AUGUUCACAGUAAAUGCUUAUGGCUAUGGAGGUUACGGAGGCUAUGGUGGAUAUGGCGGAUAUGGAAUGUACCCUAGCUAUGGAAUGGGUAAGUAAUUCACUUUAAAACGUAUAAAUAAUUCUUCUUACUCUUUUGUAGAAAAAAAACAUUACUACGGGGUGACCAGGCUUUCUAUCAGCCCUGCCCUUACCCUACAUGUCCUAAGGACACUGUAUUAAUACCCGAAUUUCGAAAUUAUUUUAAAAAGUUCAUUUUGUCUUCAGGAUAUGGUGGAUACGGUGGAAUGCCCUACAGUGCUUACCAGUUCUCCAAAGGCAACUCCUACAGUAACUUGUUCGGUUAUGGCAAUAGUUGGAGUCAAGGCAGUGGCUAUAGAGUUGGUUUCAGACGGUGA